AUGAGUAAUUUGCCUCCAAUUGUAGAUAAUGAAAAAGAAGGUAGAUUUGAAAUGAAGUUUGAUAAUGGGGAAAUUGCCCAUUUAGAUUAUAUCAUUCACAAAGGAGGGGAGUAUGAUUUAACACAUACAUUUGUUCCAAAUAGCCAAAGAGGAAAAAACAUUGCAUCUCUUUUAUCAACUGCUGCUAUGAACAAAGUUAGAGACAAUCAAAAAAAGGUUGUCUUAUCUUGUUCAGUAUGUAUUUAA
Dictyostelium discoideum AX4 is the source of this 246-nucleotide messenger RNA. RefSeq lists its product as hypothetical. The record is from RefSeq and is a predicted model, not a curated record. NCBI's taxonomy places the organism in Eukaryota, Evosea, Eumycetozoa, Dictyosteliales, Dictyosteliaceae. The transcript has a single exon. Bases 1 to 246 code for a protein of 81 amino acids. Gene Ontology annotation, molecular function: transferase activity; acetyltransferase activity.